CAUUUUGUUCCGCCGAGAAGCCCCUAAGAUGGCGGCGGGGGAGACGGUGAAGGUUGCAGCCUGCGCCUCCGGGCUCUAGUCCGCCGUCUCCCCGUCCCCCAGCGGCCGGCCCAUGGCCUGGUGGAGGCCCAGACCAUGGACCUCCACACCGCCGUGUACAACGCCGCCCGCGACGGCAAGCUGCAGCUGCUUCAGAAGCUGCUCAGCGGCCGGAGCCGGGAGGAGCUAGACGAGCUGACCGGCGAGGUAGCCAGCGGGGGGACGCCGCUGCUCAUCGCCGCCCGUUACGGCCACUUGGACGUGGUUGAGUACCUGGUGGAUCGGUGCGGCGCGAGCGUGGAGGCGGGCGGCUCGGUGCACUUCGAUGGCGAGACCAUCGAGGGCGCGCCGCCGCUAUGGGCCGCCUCAGCCGCCGGCCACCUGGACGUGGUGCGGAGCCUGCUGCGCCGCGGGGCCUCGGUGAACCGCACCACGCGUACCAACUCGACGCCCCUGCGCGCCGCCUGCUUCGACGGGCACCUGGAGGUGGUGCGCUACUUGGUGGGCGAGCACCAGGCGGACCUGGAGGUGGCCAACCGGCACGGGCACACGUGCCUGAUGAUCUCCUGUUACAAGGGCCACCGCGAGAUCGCCCGCUACCUGCUGGAGCAGGGCGCCCAGGUGAACCGGCGCAGCGCCAAGGGCAACACAGCCCUGCACGACUGCGCGGAGUCUGGCAGCCUGGAGAUCCUGCAGCUACUGCUCGGGUGCAACGCCCGCAUGGAACGUGACGGCUACGGCAUGACCCCGCUGCUGGCGGCCAGCGUGACGGGCCACACCAACAUCGUGGAGUACCUCAUCCAGGAGCAGCCUGCCGGGGAGGAGACGCGGCCAGAGCUGUCGGGAGAAGGCCCCUCCGCCAGCCCAACGUGCGUGCAGCCCCAGGGGGCCCGCUGCUCCAGCUCCUCCCCGGAGGAACCACCGAGCGGUGAAUCUUACGAGAGCUGCUGCCCCACCAGCCGGGAAGCUGCCGUGGAAGCCUUGGAAUUGCUGGGAGCCACUUACGUAGAUAAGAAGCGGGAUCUGCUUGGGGCCCUGAAACACUGGAGACGGGCCAUGGAGCUGCGUCACCAGGGGGGCGAGUAUCUGCCUAAACCCGAGCCCCCGCAGCUGGUUCUGGCCUAUGACUAUUCCAGGGAGGUGAACACUGCCGAGGAAUUGGAGGCGCUCAUCACCGACCCGGAUGAGAUGCGCAUGCAGGCCCUGUUGAUCCGAGAACGUAUCCUGGGUCCCUCUCACCCAGACACUUCCUACUAUAUCCGUUAUCGUGGCGCUGUGUACGCCGACUCCGGCAAUUUCGAGCGCUGCAUCCGCUUGUGGAAGUACGCCCUGGACAUGCAGCAGAACAACCUGGAGCCUCUGAGCCCCAUGACUGCCAGCAGCUUCCUCUCCUUUGCCGAACUCUUCUCCUAUGUGCUCCAGGACCGCUCUGCCAAGGGCAGCCUGGGCACGCAGAUCGGCUUCACAGACCUCAUGGGGGUGCUGUGCAAGGGGGUCCGGGAGGUGGAACGGGCCCUGCAGCUGCCCAAGGAGCCCGGGGACUCGGCCCAGUUCACCAAGGCCCUAGCCAUCAUCCUCCACCUCCUCUACCUGCUGGAGAAAGUCGAGUGCACACCCGACCAGGAGCACCUGAAGCACCAGACGGUCUACCGGCUGCUCAAGUGCGCCCCCCGCGGCAAGAACGGCUUCACUCCUCUACAUAUGGCCGUGGACGCGGAGACCACGAACGUGGGCCGCUACCCGGUGGGCCGAUUCCCCUCCCUCCAGGUGGUCAAGGUGCUGCUCGACUGCGGGGCGGACCCUGACAGCCGGGACUUUGACAACAACACCCCGCUGCACAUCGCGGCGCAGAACAACUGCCCAGCGAUCAUGAACGCCCUGAUUGAAGCGGGGGCCCACAUGGACGCCACCAACGCCUUCAAGAAGACGGCCUACGAGCUGCUGGACGAGAAGCUGCUGGCCAGGAGCACCCUGCAGCCCUUCAACUACGUCACCCUGCAGUGCCUUGCAGCCCGCGCCCUGGACAAGAACAAGAUCCCCUACAAGGGCUUCAUCCCCGAGGAGCUGGAGGCUUUCAUCGAGCUGCACUGACCAGUUCCGAGAGGAGAAGCCGGGACGGGCGGAGCUCACCGCGUCCUCGACUGAGCACUUCCGGUGCGCGAAACGGGAGAAGGGCUCUCCCGCCUCCGCGGCCCUUCACUUCUGCAGGGACGGGAGAGGAAUUAGCGAGCUGUUGGUGCUAGAAGCUUCCAGGAUCACGCGCUCGGAGAGCUUUCUCCAAGAGCCCUCGCGCCCAUCCUUAACUGGGAGACGAUGCUCAGCCUCCCACACGUCCCGUCUGCCUAGGUUUCUGAGGAUUCUGCCUUCCGACCCGGAGGCAGAGGGCUUGAAGCCAUCGCCUGCCUUCCUUCCCUACCAGAAACACAAGAAGGAGCCGAGAGUCGGGUCGGUCCUCAGCCCCUUUAGCGGCCGGGUCGACACAGCCCCCGGAUGCAGUGUUAGGAAUGGGGGCUCUGGGGCAGAAAGUGGGAGACCAGCUCUGGCUUCUUCCUGCGCCCCCCACCACCUUGCCUGUGGGUAGGGCCCUCUGCCCGGUGCGGCCUGCCCUUUGCGUAGCGUUUGUGGUUUGCUGUUCUGUUUCUUUACCAAGUGGGCAGGUUACAGGUGCGAUACAGGAGUCCUGGGGUUUGCUGCCAUUUACCUUUUUUUCUUUCUUUCUUUUUUUCUUUUUAAGAUUUUGGUUUGUCAAACACGAUAAGUUGAUUGCACCCAGCGAGGGUUUUGUCGUGCCUGAGCUGGCCACGGCGGGCAGGAGUGAGCCUCACCGUGUGAAGAAUUUGAUGCGGGAGGUGCCGUCCCAGGUAUCGGUCCCCAGUCCAAGGGUGCCUGGACCUUUCUGAAAACGUCACUCCUUUGCCUUUUCCGUGGGCCGCCCGACUUCUAGUUCUUACUAGAAAAGAAGUAUUUUUCCUAACGAGGAGCAGACCAGACCCCGAAGGAGCUGGGCCUCCCACCCAGCAAGAGCUAGCGGGUCGGCUUAGGGUUUGGUUUUCCCAGUUUCCGAGUUAAAGCCAACCGCAGGCCGCUUCCGCCUCCCAGACCGUGUCCAGGGGCCCAGGAUAGGCAGCUGGCAUCCCGAAUGUCUGUAGCCAGUUUGUCACUGCUUGAAGGCCUGCAUCUAGGGGUCCCUGAGCAAAUGCCAAGUUCACUGUCACCCCAGUGUGUCAGCUAGAUGAGACAGUGGGUGUGGAGAACCGGUUGCCGGCCUAGGUGGGACAACCUCAGGAGCCACUCUCCCUCCACCAAGCCCGGCAGGAGCAGCAGAGAGUUCUAGUCCUCUGCAGAGCUGCCCCCACAGCUCGGGGGAGGGGUCGCCCUCCCCAGGGCGUCACCAUGGAAACCUUCAGAAGCCACAGCGGUCCCGCCCCCCUAAGGGAGCUAGGUCUCGUUUGGAUUUGCAGUGUUAGUUAGGACGUUCUUUAUUUACCAGACCAGGUUUUGCUUUCCGGCAAGGCGGGAAACGCCAUCCUGCCCCCUCAAAAGCCCGGAAUAAAGAAAUGAGGCUGUUGA
Camelus dromedarius (Arabian camel) is the source of this 3609-nucleotide messenger RNA. It is a transcript of the gene FEM1A, whose product is annotated as fem-1 homolog A. Gene Ontology annotation, molecular function: protein binding. Bases 136 to 2130 code for a protein of 664 amino acids. The record is from RefSeq and is a predicted model, not a curated record. Lineage: Eukaryota; Metazoa; Chordata; Mammalia; Artiodactyla; Camelidae. The transcript has a single exon.